Messenger RNA from Odocoileus virginianus texanus, 5883 nucleotides. RefSeq names its product NCK associated protein 1 (gene NCKAP1). Gene Ontology annotation, biological process: cell projection assembly; neuron projection morphogenesis; cell migration. The record is from RefSeq and is a predicted model, not a curated record. NCBI's taxonomy places the organism in Eukaryota, Metazoa, Chordata, Mammalia, Artiodactyla, Cervidae. Gene Ontology annotation, cellular component: SCAR complex.
CUUGCACAACUGCAGAAAGAAAAAUCAGAGAUUCUGAAAAAUCUGGCGUUAUAUUACUUCACAUUUGUAGAUGUUAUGGAAUUUAAGGACCAUGUUUGUGAAUUGCUGAAUACUAUUGAUGUUUGCCAAGUCUUCUUUGACAUUACUGUAAACUUCGAUUUAACAAAGAACUACUUAGAUUUGAUCAUAACAUAUACAACACUAAUGAUACUGCUGUCUCGAAUUGAAGAAAGGAAGGCAAUCAUUGGAUUAUACAACUAUGCUCAUGAGAUGACCCACGGAGCAAGUGACCGAGAAUACCCACGCCUUGGUCAGAUGAUUGUGGAUUAUGAAAACCCUUUAAAGAAAAUGAUGGAAGAAUUUGUGCCCCAUAGCAAGUCUCUUUCAGAUGCACUAAUUUCUCUUCAGAUGGUGUAUCCUCGAAGGAACCUUUCAGCUGACCAGUGGAGAAAUGCCCAGUUGUUGAGCCUCAUCAGUGCCCCGAGCACAAUGCUUAAUCCCGCACAAUCCGACACUAUGCCUUGUGAAUAUCUCUCUUUGGAUGCCAUGGAAAAAUGGAUUAUCUUUGGCUUUAUUUUGUGCCAUGGGAUCCUAAAUACUGAUGCAACAGCACUGAACCUUUGGAAACUAGCUCUUCAAAGUAGCUCUUGCCUCUCUCUCUUUCGAGAUGAAGUUUUCCACAUUCAUAAAGCUGCAGAAGACUUAUUUGUAAACAUUCGAGGCUAUAAUAAGCGUAUUAAUGACAUAAGAGAAUGCAAAGAGGCAGCUGUGUCACAUGCUGGGUCAAUGCACAGAGAAAGACGCAAGUUUUUAAGGUCUGCACUGAAAGAAUUGGCUACUGUCCUCUCUGAUCAGCCUGGCUUGCUAGGUCCUAAGGCACUUUUUGUUUUUAUGGCAUUAUCCUUUGCCCGUGAUGAAAUUAUCUGGCUACUUCGUCAUGCAGAUAACAUGCCAAAGAAGAGUGCAGAUGACUUUAUAGAUAAGCACAUUGCUGAAUUAAUAUUUUAUAUGGAAGAGCUUAGAGCACAUGUAAGGAAAUAUGGACCUGUAAUGCAGAGAUAUUACGUGCAGUACCUUUCUGGCUUUGAUGCUGUUGUCCUCAAUGAGCUUGUGCAGAAUCUUUCUGUUUGCCCUGAAGAUGAAUCGAUCAUCAUGUCCUCUUUUGUUAACACUAUGACUUCUCUAAGUGUAAAACAAGUUGAAGAUGGGGAAGUAUUUGAUUUCAGAGGAAUGAGAUUAGAUUGGUUUCGAUUACAGGCAUAUACUAGUGUCUCUAAGGCUUCACUUAGCCUUUCAGAUCACAGAGAACUUGGAAAGAUGAUGAAUACAAUAAUUUUUCACACAAAAAUGGUAGAUUCCUUGGUGGAAAUGUUGGUGGAAACAUCAGAUCUCUCCAUAUUUUGUUUUUAUAGUCGUGCUUUUGAGAAGAUGUUUCAACAAUGUUUGGAGUUACCCUCUCAGUCAAGAUACUCAAUUGCAUUUCCACUGCUUUGCACUCAUUUUAUGAGUUGCACACAUGAACUGUGUCCAGAAGAGAGACAUCAUAUUGGAGAUCGCAGUCUUUCCUUAUGUAAUAUGUUCCUUGAUGAAAUGGCCAAACAAGCUCGAAAUCUCAUCACUGAUAUUUGCACAGAACAGUGUACUCUUAGUGACCAGUUGUUGCCCAAGCAUUGUGCCAAAACCAUCAGUCAAGCAGUGAAUAAGAAGUCAAAAAAACAGACUGGUAAGAAAGGGGAACCUGAAAGGGAAAAACCAGGAGUUGAAAGCAUGAGGAAAAACAGGCUGGUCGUGACCAACCUUGAUAAGUUGCACACUGCACUUUCCGAGUUGUGUUUCUCUAUAAAUUAUGUACCAAACAUGGUGGUUUGGGAACAUACUUUUACCCCACGAGAAUAUUUGACUUCUCAUCUGGAAAUCCGCUUUACUAAGUCAAUUGUUGGAAUGACUAUGUAUAAUCAAGCCACACAGGAAAUUGCAAAACCAUCAGAGCUUCUAACAAGUGUAAGAGCAUACAUGACUGUACUCCAAUCAAUAGAAAACUAUGUGCAAAUUGAUAUUACAAGAGUAUUUAAUAACGUUCUUCUUCAACAAACACAACAUUUAGACAGUCAUGGAGAACCAACCAUUACAAGUCUAUACACAAAUUGGUAUUUGGAAACUUUGUUAAGACAAGUCAGCAAUGGUCAUAUAGCUUAUUUCCCUGCAAUGAAAGCAUUUGUGAAUUUACCUACGGAAAAUGAAUUAACAUUUAAUGCAGAGGAAUAUUCUGACAUAUCAGAAAUGAGGUCAUUAUCAGAGCUGCUUGGCCCAUAUGGUAUGAAGUUCCUAAGUGAAAGCCUUAUGUGGCAUAUUUCAUCACAAGUUGCUGAACUUAAGAAACUUGUGGUGGAGAAUGUUGAUGUGCUAACACAAAUGCGGACCAGCUUUGACAAACCCGACCAGAUGGCUGCCCUCUUUAAAAGAUUAUCGUCUGUUGACAGUGUCUUGAAGAGGAUGACAAUAAUUGGUGUAAUUUUAUCCUUCCGAUCAUUGGCACAGGAAGCACUCAGAGAUGUCUUGUCCUACCACAUUCCUUUUCUUGUCAGUUCAAUUGAAGAUUUCAAGGAUCACAUUCCAAGGGAAACUGAUAUGAAGGUUGCAAUGAAUGUGUAUGAAUUAUCAUCAGCUGCUGGAUUACCUUGUGAGAUUGAUCCUGCCUUGGUGGUAGCUCUUUCCUCACAAAAAUCAGAAAACAUAAGUCCAGAAGAAGAAUAUAAAAUUGCCUGCCUCCUCAUGGUCUUUGUGGCCGUUUCUUUGCCCACACUGGCCAGUAACGUGAUGUCUCAGUAUAGCCCUGCUAUAGAAGGGCACUGCAACAACAUACAUUGCUUGGCCAAAGCCAUCAACCAGAUCGCUGCAGCUUUGUUUACAAUUCACAAAGGAAGCAUUGAAGAUCGGCUUAAAGAAUUUUUGGCGCUUGCAUCCUCCAGUCUACUGAAAAUUGGCCAGGAGACAGAUAAAACAACUACACGAAAUAGAGAAUCUGUUUAUUUACUGCUAGAUAUGAUUGUGCAGGAAUCCCCAUUCCUGACAAUGGAUCUUUUGGAAUCUUGUUUUCCUUAUGUCUUGCUGAGAAAUGCAUACCAUGCUGUCUACAAGCAAAGUGUUACAUCCUCUGCAUAAAAUACCUACUUAUUGAAGACAAGCACGCAUUUUUGUCGCCUCUGUUUUACCUGUAAACUGUGGAACUGUUAGACCUGAAAAACAGUUUUGUGGAUUAUAAAUUUCUUUCAUAUGGUUGUAUUUUCUGAUCAUCAGUUUCUUAAUAUGGUUGUACUUCAAUAUACUUGGUUGAUUUAGGUUGCACAUUUAUGGAAUUCACUGAAAUUAUUCCAAUAAUUUUAGAAUAUCAUUUGUUUGAAAAACAUACAUUCUCUAUGUUUUUGAUAUUUGAUAAUGAAAAAAAAAUCUUUGCUUGUUUAUUUCUGAAAAAGAAUUGUAUUUAGUGAUUAUUUUACAUAGUGAUAUUAUAGCAUUCAUUGUGUGUAAAUUAUUUCAUAUAGGGAAGAGUUCUGACCUGUACCUACUAUGGUUCUUAUUGAAAACAAAACUGGAUGUGCAUUUCUGUGAUGUUAUGAAUACAUUUCUACUUUAUUUUGAAACAUUUGCCAAACUAAUUACUAUAACACUAUAUAACAUUAAAAGUGUUCAUGGACUGCUUAGCAUUAGAAGCAGACUGUGUCCCCAAAUUCUAAAACAGCAGCAAAUGUUGUUGCCUGUAUAAAGCCUAAUAGUAAUUUUUAGACUAAUUUCCACAGUGCCCUGUUGGCAUUAGCACUACCAUUGCACCCUGCUGUAUAAUAAACAAUCUUAGACAUUUAUCAACUGUUGAUACAAAUGUUAGUCCCUAACCACUUUUUAUAUGUUUUAAAUUUUUGAAAUUCAAGUGUACCUGCCAUAACAAAAUAAACACUAGACUAUCACAUUUUGUAAAAUGGAAGUUUUUUUGUUUAAACUUAGUAGUUUAUUUUAGGUAUAUCUAAGUAGCACAUUGAUACUAGGUCACCUACUAUAAGAUUUGCUUAAAUGUUUUGAAAAAUACUCCACUAGAAAAAAUAUUAAAAUCAGAAAAUAAAGUUGCAUAACAUUUUUUUAAAAUUAAGAGCUAAAAGGAAACUGGUGUGCCAUCAGCUUAUUAAUGUUUAUCAGUGAGAAAAUGGACAGAUUUAUUUGAAAGAUUAGGGGAAAAACAUGGAAUGAUCACAGAACUAAUGAAAAGGUUGAAAACUUUUAUGGGAAAGAUAUAAAGAGCCUAUUGCUUGGCAGUUGACAGGGAAGGCAGAGCACCUCAUUUAAUUUCAAAACUAAGUGGAUAUUUUGCUCUUUAAUUAGCGUUGUGAAGACUUUUUCUCAUGAGCUGCGUGUCUGGAUAUCAUAGAGCUUCUGUUGUUCACAGCUUAUAUAUACACUGGUAACUUGUGUUAAGAUAAAAGAAAGCUACUGUGAACUUAGUUAUAAUUUUUUUGUAGUUCAGAUACUGGAAUGAAAUUGAAGUGCCACAAGACAAUAUUUUGUUAAUGGUUUCUCCAGUUUAUAUUUAAAGCUGGGAAUAGUUGUCACUAUCUGUUGAAAAUUUCCAGUGGUAAGGAUUUUUUAAUGAAAUAGUUUUAGACUUGAAAUAACCUAAAUACACAGUAAACAGUUGAAAGUAAGAUUAAAUGCUGUUUGCUCUGAAAUACUAGGAUCCUAGAGCGGUAAUAACUUGUCAGCAGUAAUAUCCUCGAAGGUAAAAAUAGGCAUUUUGAGUAUGUAUACUUCCAUUGGGGCAGUAUGUGGAAGGGUUAAGACGUUAUUUACCCCUCUUCAGGUGAAGAAAAAAAAAUCACUCUUUCAUAGUCCUGUCAAGUUUAUCUUGCCCCAGUUUUUUUCUCAUAUACCUGAACUGACUGACUAGCUGGUGUACUAUGGGAUUGUUCUUUGCAGAGUCUUUCUACCCCUCCCCCCAAACAAAUUUUUAAAUAAAGUUAAAAGUAAAUUGACAACUACUAUUUUUAACAUCUUGUUUGUCUUAACUUUUCUUAUUUUCUUCUAAAUUUAUACUGCAACAUACUAUUGUUUUCUCUACAGUAAUGUAAUCAUAACAUAUAUACUUAACUGUAAUCUAUUUAUUUCACUCAAGUAGAAAAAGUCUUUGAUAUUUGAUAUUCUUUUUAAUGCCUCUUUGUAUACCAUAACUAGUUUCAAAAUUUCUUUUGGAUGAACAUUUAGGCAGACUUCUUCUUUUUCAUUACAGGCAUACCUUGGAGAUAUUGUGGAUUGAGUUCCAGGCCCCUAUAGUAAAGUGCAUAUCACAAUAAAACAAGUCACAUGAAUUUUUUUUAUUUUCCAGUGCAUAUAAAAGUUAUGUUUACACUACAGUGCAGUGUGUUAACUGUGAAAUAAUAGUAUGUCUAAAAAAAACACAUGUUAAUUUAAAAUGUUUCAUUGUUAAAAUAAUGCUAGCCAUCAUCUGAUAAUGCAGAGUUACUACCAACAUUCAAUUUAUAAAAAAUGCAGUAUCUGCAAAGUGCAAUAAAGGAAAGCGCAAUAAAAGGAAGUAUUCCUGUAUUAUAAAUAAUAUCUUGGUGAACUUGGGCAUUUAUCUCCUUUAGCAUAAUUUCUUACAAGUAAAAUUGCUUGGUGGAAGGGUGUAUACAUUUUAAACAUAUUAAAUUUCCCUUCAGUGAGAUUAUAUCAGUUUUACUCUUACACUUGUGUAUUUGAGUAUAAUUUCCUCCUAUGGUAAACUGUUGAUAUAUACCAAUUUUACUAUUGUUGAUGCAGCUUUGCCUCUUUAAAAGAUGAAACAUAAAUGUUUUAAUUUGCAUAUCUUUGCUUAUUAGUAAAGUGGAAUAUCUUUUUUAA